Molecule: messenger RNA, 3166 nt
Organism: Hippocampus zosterae (dwarf seahorse)
Lineage: Eukaryota; Metazoa; Chordata; Actinopteri; Syngnathiformes; Syngnathidae
Gene: lig1
Product: ligase I, DNA, ATP-dependent
Exons: 26
Coding region: 470-3049 (859 amino acids)
Biological process (GO): DNA recombination; lagging strand elongation; Okazaki fragment processing involved in mitotic DNA replication
Cellular component (GO): mitochondrion; nucleus
Molecular function (GO): DNA binding; DNA ligase (ATP) activity; ATP binding
Source: RefSeq, a predicted model, not a curated record
AUGUUUCCUGACUGCUACUAGCUUGUUUAUAUGUGCAGGGCAGUGGAGCGAGCUCCUGGUUGCCUCACUUUUUAAAUAGAAAAUCACCGAGUCACCUGAGUGCCUUGUAAUAUGUCUUAGUAUAUUUUGAGGUUAAUAUGUUGAUUUGGUGGUGGUUAUUUUGCCUGUGGUGUCGGUAUUCGUCGAGCUAACGCCGCCUCUUGUUUUAAUGUGACGUCACAUAACAAAUGCGGAAGCGCUCCGGCAUCUGCUGCGUACCCAACCCGUAGACCAUAGAUCCUUUUUUCAAUCCAAGGUGAAGGACAAAGAUGUAGAGAAGACAGCCAUUGACGAGCAAGUGAAAAAUGCUGCCAGAAGCCCACUCAAGGCCCAAAACGGGGUCCACCAAGAGGACUCGCCCGUCAAGAAGGUUGCCAAACGCACACGGCGCAUUUUGGACAGCGACGAUGAUGAUGAUGAUGAAGAAGUCAUGAACGUUGGUAAACAUCAAGUCAAAGAGGACGUCUUCAAGGCGGUGUCAACAACCAUGUCGCUUCCGCCGCCUCCCCCGGCCCCUGCCAUUCCUUCCACACCCACCUCCUCCAUGUCCCCUAGCACCCCAAACUCUGUCUCGUCUUCUGAAGGCAUCAGAAAACGCAAGACGGCGAGGAAGAUGUUCCCCAAGAGGAAGCUGGACGACAGCGGCAGUGACAGUCAAAAGGAGGAUGAGGGCAACACCAAGAUUCCGGCGGCAGACGAUAGUCAGCAGAAAAAACGAGCCCGUGUGGACGAUGGCGACACAGACGAGUUUGCUGAGGAAGAAAGAGAUGACAGCGAGGCAGCGACGGAGCAAGUGAGGACGCCGGAUAAAGACGGAGAGAAAGCGGAAGAGAUUGAAAAAAAGCUGGAGGAAGAGGAGGAAGACAAGAAUGACGACAAGGCCACAAAAGAGGAAGCCAAAAAAGCUCAUAUCAGCAGCUUCUUUGCUCCCAGAAAGGCUGCAGGGAAGACAGAGAAAAAGAGUGAAAGAGAGAAUAAGACAGGAACGACGACUUCGACUUCCUCCAUGAAGGAGAACAGCAAAGAUGCGAAAAGUGAGUCGACGGAAACGGACUACAACCCGUCCAGACCCAACUACCACCCACUCGAGAAUGCCUGCUGGAAGGAGGGACAAAAGGUGCCUUACCUGGCGCUGGCUCGCACCUUUGAGAAGAUCGAAGAGGACUCUGGCAGACUGAGAAACAUCGAGACUCUGGCCAACCUGUUCCGCUCAGUGCUGCUGCUUUCUCCAGACGACCUGCUGUGCUGCAUCUACUUAUGUCUAAACCAGUUGGGACCUGCCUACCUCGGCGUGGAGCUUGGCAUCGGAGAGACGGUGCUGAUGAAAGCUGUUGCGCAGGCCACGGGGCGACAGCUGGACAAGAUCAAGGCAGAGGCUCAGGAGCGCGGGGACCUUGGUCUGGUGGCCGAGAGCUCCCGCAGCAACCAGCGCACCAUGUUCAGGCCGGCCAGCCUGACUGUGGGCGGCGUCUUCAAGAAGCUCAAGGAGAUCGCAAGCAUGAGCGGCAAUGCGGCCAUGAAUAAGAAGAUCGACAUCAUCAAAGGACUCUUUGUGGCCUGCCGCUUCUCCGAGGCCCGCUACAUCGUCAGGUCAUUAGCCGGGAAGCUGCGGAUCGGAUUGGCCGAGCAGAGUGUCCUGUCGGCGUUGAGUCAAGCCGUGUGCCUCACUACACCCCAGAAAGGUAACUCUCCUGCCGUGAUGGACGUCGGUAAAGGGAUGACCACCGAGAGCAGGCGUGCUUGGAUCGAAGAGAAGAAUCUAAUUUUGAAACAGACUUACUGUGAGAUGCCCAACUACGACAUUCUCAUCCCCGUUCUUCUUAAAGAAGGCAUCGACAAGCUGCCCGAUCACUGCAAACUCACCCCAGGCGUACCCCUGAGGCCCAUGCUGGCGCACCCCACGAAGGGAGUCGGGGAGGUGAUGAAACGUUUCGACGAGGCGGAGUUCACCUGCGAGUACAAAUAUGAUGGCGAGCGCGCGCAAAUACACAUCCUGGAGAGCGGCGAGGUUCGGAUAUUUAGCCGCAACCAGGAGGACAACACCAGCAAGUACCCUGAUGUCAUCUCUCGUAUCCCCAAGGUAAAGAAAGACUCUGUGGUCUCCUGCGUGCUGGACUCCGAAGCAGUGGCGUGGGAUCGCGAGAAGAAACAGAUCCAGCCGUUCCAGGUCCUCACCACACGCAAGAGAAAGGAUGUGGAUGCAGCCGACAUCAAAGUCCAAGUGUGUGUGUACGCCUUUGAUCUCCUCUACCUCAAUGGAGAGUCUCUUGUGCGACAGCCACUGUGUCGGCGUCGGGAGCUGCUGCGAGAGUCCUUUGCCGAAGCGGAAGGAGAGUUUGUAUUUGCCCGAUUUAUCGACUCGGACAACACGGAGACCAUUGCAGAGUUCCUGGAGCAGUCUGUCCGAGACUCAUGCGAAGGCUUGAUGGUGAAGACUCUGGAGAAGGAUGCCACCUAUGAAAUCGCCAAACGCUCCCAUAACUGGCUUAAGUUGAAGAAGGACUACCUGGAGGGUGUGGGGGACACGGUGGACCUGUGCGUUAUCGGCGCCUACCUUGGCAAAGGCAAGAGGACGGGGACAUACGGCGGCUUCCUGCUAGCCUGCUACGACGAAGAGAACGAGGAGUUCCAGUCGGUCUGCAAGAUCGGGACCGGCUUCAAGGAUGAAGACCUGGAGCAGCACCACAAGUUCUUGAAGGAACACAUCUUGCCCAAGCCCCGCCCCUACUACCGUGUGGACCAAUCGGCCGAGCCCGACGUUUGGCUGGAUGCUGUGCAGGUUUGGGAGGUCAAGUGUGCCGACCUGUCGCUGUCGCCCGUGUACAAGGCUGCCAUGGGACUGGUGGAUCCAGAGAAAGGAAUCUCCCUGCGUUUCCCUCGCUUCCUUCGCAUCCGAGACGAUAAGAAGCCCGAGGACGCCACGAGCGGCGCUCAGAUCGCCGACCUGUACAAGAAACAGCAGCAGAUCCUGAAUCAGGGAGACAAAGCCGACAUGGAGGACUACUUUUGACCUGACCACGAUGCCAAUAAAUCAUCAAUCGCUGAUAUCAUUGAUAUCAGCCCGAAUGUAAAUAAAUGUAUUUUUGUCAACUUGAAUGGAAAUAAAAGGUCCUUUUACACAUCCUGA